Messenger RNA from Scedosporium apiospermum, 627 nucleotides. RefSeq lists its product as uncharacterized. NCBI's taxonomy places the organism in Eukaryota, Fungi, Ascomycota, Sordariomycetes, Microascales, Microascaceae. The record is from RefSeq and is a predicted model, not a curated record. Gene Ontology annotation, biological process: translational termination. The transcript has 2 exons. Gene Ontology annotation, molecular function: translation release factor activity. Gene Ontology annotation, cellular component: mitochondrion. Bases 1 to 627 code for a protein of 208 amino acids.
AUGCCACUCGCCCGCCCCUUCAUCACUCUCCGUGCCACUCUCCCACGCCGCCUAUUCACCACCACGCCUCAGCUCUCCAAGAUCCUCCCUCCCCGACCAAAACCUCCUCCUGACUCUGAAAUUGAAGAAGUCUUCAUAAAAGGCAGCGGUCCCGGCGGCCAAAAAAUCAACAAAACCAACUCCGCCGUCCAACUAAAGCACCUCCCAACCGGCAUCGUCGUAAAAUCCCAAGCCACCCGCUCGCGCUCCCAGAACCGCGCUAUCGCACGCAACAUCCUCGCCCAGCGCCUCGACGAGUUAUAUAACGGCGAGCAGAGUCGGUCGGCUAUCGUAGGGGAUGUCAAGCAGAAGAAGCGCGCGAGCGCUUCUAAGAAGAGUAGGAGGAAGUAUCGAAAGCUCGAGGAGGAGAAGAGGGCUGCGCUGGGCCUUCAGGAGGACGACGGCGAUAGAGAGAGCGAGGAAAUCCGUCGAACGGACGAACUAAACGGGGAGCCUAGCGGCGAGAAAGGCAACGAUGACGUAGAGAAGCCGCAGGAGCUCAACGAGUCUGCGUCUCAUCUCGAAGAGAAUACUCCUGCCGCCACUGAGAAGGGGAAGACAUCUUCAAGCAACCCGAACGAUCUGUAA